Penicillium chermesinum is the source of this 1257-nucleotide messenger RNA. RefSeq names its product TFIIH complex kinase subunit CCL1. Gene Ontology annotation, biological process: regulation of transcription by RNA polymerase II; regulation of cyclin-dependent protein serine/threonine kinase activity. Lineage: Eukaryota; Fungi; Ascomycota; Eurotiomycetes; Eurotiales; Aspergillaceae. Gene Ontology annotation, molecular function: cyclin-dependent protein serine/threonine kinase regulator activity. The record is from RefSeq and is a predicted model, not a curated record. Gene Ontology annotation, cellular component: transcription factor TFIIK complex; nucleus. The transcript is spliced from 2 exons. Bases 1 to 1257 code for a protein of 418 amino acids.
AUGAUUGAGGAUGACAUCUACCGGACUUCCUCCCAAUUUCGAUUAUGGUCGUAUACCGAGGCGUCUCUUCGAUCCCUCCGAGAAAAGACUAAUGCCAUUGCAAGUGAACGCGUGAGGGCCGCAUUGCGCCGCGCUAAGGAAGCGCACCAGUCAACCACCUCAGCGAAUGGAACACCCCAAACAGGGAGCGAUGGCGAGGGGAAAAAGAUGGAUGACAAGGAGAUCGACUGUUUGACACCAGAGGAAGAGCUAGCGUUUGUGCGAUUUUAUUGCGAGAAGACUCUCGAGCUUGGCGAAACCUAUAAACCGGCGUUGCCUACGAUGGUUCGAGCUACCGCAAUACAAUAUCUCAAACGAUUUUAUCUGACGAACUCUCCGAUGACAUACCACCCGAAGUCCAUCAUGGCCUGCGCAUUAUUCCUUGCAACCAAGACAGACAACUAUUACAUGUCUCUCAGGCAGUUCGCGGAAGGUAUCCCAGGCAAAAAGCCUACAACGCAGGAGGAGGUCAUUGGUCCAGAGUUCUUGCUAAUGCAAGGUCUUCGGUUCACUUUUGACGUCCGACAUCCAUUCCGCGGCCUCGAAGGAGGAAUCAUGGAACUACAAGCCAUUGCAGAGGGCCAAGGGCAGCCAGGGCCUCAUCUUACCCACCAGACCCCGCAACAGCUUCAACAGAAGCUUCUCGCGAUUUCUCCCGGUCCUGUUCGCGCAUCCUCGAUAUCAGAUCGCAUUGGGCGGGCCCAUGGUACGACUCGAGAAAUCCUCAAAACAGCGGCGCAAAUGACAGACGCUUAUUUCCUCUACACACCGUCACAAAUAUGGCUCUCAGCCCUCCUUCUCGCCGACCGCCCCCUGGCGGAGUUUUACCUUGAUACCAAAUUGGGCGGCCCUCUCACAUCCACAGACAUUAAACCCGACCCAUCUGAUCUUCAGAAUCCUUUAUAUGAUCUCCGCACAAAACUUCUGAGAGUCCUCACAGACUGCUCCGCUCUUCUGCAGGCGUACCAGCCUCUCUCUUCUGACCCAGGCCAGAUGGCAGAUCUUCAGCGGAUAGCAAAGAAACACCAUCAUUGCUUGAAUCCUGAGAAGAAGCUGGCUCCAAAACGUACCCCUGCUGGGACGGAGGCAUCGCCAGCCCCUGCCUCUGAGAGCGAAACAGAGCGGCUUGCGAAAAAGCGCAAAUUAGAGGCCGAGAAGGCCCGUAGUUCUCAGGAUAUUUUUGGACCAGAACUGGUCACUGAACGUACCAAACAAUAA